AUGUACAUUUGGUUUACAAUCAUAGCCGGAUUGGCUAUUUUGCCUUUUCUUCUGAAAACGUUAUUCGAUCCAUACUUUGGCCAAGACUGUUCAUAUAUGUUCAAAACAAUCAAACUUGGAAUCAGGCUGCGAAAAUACAAAAAGAAAAAUCCUUUCUAUAGCAUUUUGGACUGCUUUUUGGACACGGUGAAGAAACACCCGAAUAAAACUUUCCUGCAUUUUGAGGGGACAUCACAUUCUUACAUCGAGGUGGAUAAACUGAGUAACAAGGUUGCAAGAGCAUUGAAGACUCACGCCAAUCUAAAAGAGGGGGACACGGUAGCUCUCUUUAUGGGGAACGAACCCUCUUACGCGUGGAUUUGGCUGGGCCUGGCCAAACUGGGCUGUGCAACCGCUCUGCUCAACUUCAACAUAAGGUCAAAAUCUCUGCUACACUGUUUCUCAUGCUGUGGGGCCAAAGUGAUCAUCGCAGCUGCAGGUGAGGAUUCCACUAUUCAUCCGUUUAAACAUCAGUUUCAAUGGGGGACUUUUAUUUUGAAGGCGAACGUCCGAUUCCACUAUUGUUUGCUCACGCUGUUGUUCGCGAUACACACACGUAGGUAAGGUUAGGUUCGGUUUGUCACUAGUAACCACAGCCACAAAGUCAUAAUUAUAUGGCUUAACCCCGCAUAUUUCUACAUUUUCGCUUAUAAAAAAUCUUAUUUUAAACCUAACAUUACCACACUGUUAACCUUAUGAAUAACCUGAAAUUAAGACAAAAAAAAUGAUAACCCAUUUUUACGAUAUAGCCAAUUUAACUAGUGAAAACCUUAAGGUUGGGGGGCAUGUGUUUCUAUACGACUAGGCCCUAGUCUAAGGGUAGGACUAGAGUAUAGCUUUCAAAACCCCUAAACAGCUAUUCCUUAUACUAGUGUGUUACAUUAGUAAGACUCCGAAAUGUGUUUGCCAUAGUGAUACCCGGGUCAGCUGCUUGUUUACCAAUACCCGCUCGCAAUGGUUAAUAACCCAUACACAACCGCCUGACUAUUUUAUUUUUCUAGGCAAGGCAGUUAAGAACAAAUUCUUAUUUACAAUGACAGUCUACCCCAGCCAAACCCGGACGACGCUGGGCCAAUUGUGCGCCGCCCUAUGGGACUCCCAAUCACGGCCGGUUGUGAUACAACCUGGAAUCGACGCCUCAAGCACUGAGAAAUUGCCUUAGAAAGUGCCUUAGACCGCUGCGCCACUCGGGAGCCCACUGAGUCAGACUAAAUGUGAUAAGGUGAAAAUCUGAUGGCCUAACCCGCUAAUAUAACAUAGCAUAAUAUAUAACAUAUAUAACGUGGUCCUCUGUAGCUCAGCUGGUAGAGCACGGCGCUUGUAACGCCUGGGUAGUGGGUUCGAUCCCCGGGACCACCCAUACACGAAAAUGUAUGCACGCAUGACUGUAAGUCGCUUUGGAUAAAAGCGUCUGCUAAAUGACAUAUUAUUAUUAUUAUUAUUAUUAUUAUUAUUAUUAUUAUUAUAUAGAAAAUGCGCCGUGCUAUAGUCAAAGACGGCGGAGCGAGUUUUUGACAAGGGGUGCAGGAUUUUUUUUUGCCUGAUUUAGAUGUGUUUCUGCUUAUAAUUUCCGACAUUUGUGUAGGCUAUUUGUUAGUCAACUUCUCUUCUGUCAUCAUUAUACAGUAUGUUGCCCUAGAACACUAAAUAAACCCUUGUUCACCAGAUUAAAAUAAUUAAUGAUUCAAUCUAGUUGUCAUCCGUAACGUUUUCUGUCAUCUUUCGCGGAGAAAUAUGGUUAGGGACCGGGGAGAAAAUGCAAUAACAUGAAAAACCGGUAAAGAUUUUUCUGUGCAAAAUUUCCAAAUUACAUCAGUUUAACCGGUUGUAGUGGAAUAGAAAGAUUUAAAAAUCACCCAACAUGUUUCUGAUACAUUUUCAGUUCGGCUUGGAUGCAUAUUUUAUGUGGUUAAAAUACUAUCAGCUUUUAAAGAUAGCGCCUCAACUACAGACAGUAUCUGAGCAUUCACAUUCUCAAGAUGCUGAAAUAUAUCAUAUUUCUCCGCUCCUGUUCCCGAGUCAACAUUUUUCUUACAUUUGGUGUAUAAUUUUACUACAAUAAAUGCUUAAUUCUGCAGGAGUUAAUAUUAAGGCUAUGUGAGAGGUUACAGACAUAAGGUCAGUGUCCAGAUUUCAGUUUCCAUUUAACCCAUCUGAACAUAAGGCUACAGUUCCCUUGAACUUCCCUAUUCGAAGUCCCCAUCUUGUGACUGUCAAAUUUGUAUAGUGCCUCACAAUCAUCACACAUAACAGCUAUCAUCCUCUUUUACCACUUCACCAAAUCUUUCCCAAACAUUACUGUUCUGACCCUCCCUUCUAUAACAUUAGACUACUGUUCUGACCCUCCCUUCUAUAACAUUAGACUACUGUUCUGACCCUCCCUUCUAUAACAUUAGACUACUGUUCUGACCCUCCCUUCUAUAACAUUAGACUACUGUUCUGACCCUCCCUUCUAUAACAUUAGACUACUGUUCUGACCCUCCCUUCUAUAACAUUAGACUACUGUUCUGACCCUCCCUUCUAUAACAUUAGACUACUGUUCUGACCCUCCCUUCUACAUUUUACAUUUUAGUCAUUUAGCAGACGCUCUUAUCCAGAGCGACUUACAGUUAGUGAAUACAUUUUUUUUAUUUUUUUUCAUACUGGUCCCCCGUGGGAAUCGAACCCACAACCCUGGCGUUGCAAACGCCAUGCUCUAUCAACUGAGCUACAUCCCUGCCGGCCAUUCCCUCCCCUACCCUGGACAACGCUAGGCCAAUUGUGCGCUGCCCAUGAGUCUCCCGGUCGCGGCCGGCUGUGACAGAGCCUGGAUUCGAACCAGGAUCUCUAGUGGCACAGCUAGCACUGCGAUGCAGUGCCUUAGACCACUGCGCCAUAACAUUAGACUACUGUUCUGAACCUCCCUUCUAUAACAUCAGACUACUGUUCUGACCCUCCCUUCUAUAACAUUAGACUACUGUUCUGACCCUCCCUUCUAUAACAUUAGACUACUGUUCUGACCCUCCCUUCUAUAACAUUAGACUACUGUUCUGACCCUGCCUUCUAUAACAUUAGACUACUGUUCUGACCCUCCCUUCUAUAACAUCAGACUACUGUUCUGACCCUCCCUUCUAUAACAUUAGACUACUGUUCUGGACCCUCCCUUCUAUAACAUUAGACUACUGUUCUGACCCUCCCUUCUAUACAUUAGACUCUGUUCUGACCCUCCCUUCUUAUAAAUCAGACUACUGUUCUGGCCCCUCCCUUCUUAUAACAUUAGACUACUGUUCUGACCCUCCCUUCUAUAAACAUUAGACUACUGUUCUGACCCUCCCUUCUUAUAACAUUAGACUACUGUUCUGACCCUCCGUUCUAUAACAUCAGACUACUGUUCUGACCCUCCCUUCUAUAACAUUAGAACUACUGUUCUGACCCUCCCUUCUAUACAUUAGAAUACUGUUCUGACCCUCCCUUCUAUAACAUUAGACUACUGUUCUGACCCUCCCUUCUAUAACAUUAGAAUACUGUUCUGACCCUCCCUUCUAUAACAUUAGACUACUGUUCUGACCCUCCCUUCUAUAACAUUAGACUACUGUUCUGACCCUCCCUUCUAUAACAUUAGACUACUGUUCUGACCCUCCCUUCUAUAACAUUAGACUACUGUUCUGACCCUCCCUUCUAUAACAUUAGACUACUGUUCUGACCCUCCCUUCUAUAACAUCAGACUACUGUUCUGACCCUCCCUUCUAUAACAUCAGACUACUGUUCUGACCCUCCCUUCUAUAACAUCAGACUACUGUUCUGACCCUCCCUUCUCUUUAUCUUCAACUCUCCAUUUUGCAGCUUUUCUCUUAUUGAAUUAAACUCAGACAUUGUCCUUUUUGCCUCCAUGGAUUGAAGUAAACUUUUUCUGCCCGUUCUAACAACAAGAGGGUUUUGUGUUGGAGCCUAUUUCUUCCUAUUCAACAAAUAAGAGGUAGACCUACGUUGUUUGACAGACAAAAUGAUAGUCUACUAUCCAUAGAUUUUGUCAUCCAAUUCCUUCAGUCACCACCAUGCACUCCUAAAAUGGACAAUGCCAGGGAAAGAUGUGACUCUGAUGCCUGUUGGGAUAUGAGGGUGAACUGCAUACCUAAAGGCUCUGGUCUGUGAUAUGAGUGAGGGUGAACUGCAUACCUAAAGGCUCUGGUCUGUGAUAUGAGUGAGGGUGAACUGCAUACCUAAAGGCUCUGGUCUGUCCUAGGAGUGAGGGUGAACUGCAUACCUAAAGGCUCUGGUCUGUGAUAGGAGUGAGGGUGAACUGCAUACCUAAAGGCUCUGGUCUGUGAUAUGAGUGAGGGUAAAUGGUAGGCAUGUCCUCUGCUAUCCACUUUAUGUUUUAACUAUUAUUUUGGGUAUAGUGGAGGGUCACUUUUUUUUUUCAUUUUUUUUUUCAGAGCGGUCCGGCUUUCUCCAGGUAUCCCUCAUUAUAAGUAACGUACAGUCCCUGAGGCCCUGAAGCUCAGGCGUUCACUCUAAUGCCAGAUAUCCUAAAAGAAUGAAAGAAAAACCUCAAUGUAGCCUAUAUAUAAAUUGCACAAGAAUGAAACAUUUAUUGAUGUUUUAAGGCAUUGUUUUCUCUUUAUUCAACCCGCCCGCCACCCAACCGCCCUUCAGCCAGUUGGGGAACCCUGCUCUAAGGAGUUGAGAGUAAUGUCACCUGUCUGUCUCUCUGUGUGUGUGUCUCUCCGUCUCCCUCUCUCCCUCCCUCUCUCCUACAGAGCUGAAGGAGGCAGUGGAGGAGGUUCUCCCUACACUAAAACAGCAGGGUAUCUCUGUAUACCUCCUGUCAGAGGAGUGCAGUGUAGAAGGCAUCAACCCCCUCUCAGAACAUAUCACCCAGGCCUCAGACGGACCCCUGUCAGCUGACCUCAGGGCCAACAUCACCAUCAAGAGCCCUGCACUCUACAUCUACACCUCAGGAACCACUGGUAAGCCCCUCAGUCCUCCUCUACACCUCAGGAACCACUGGUAAGCCCCUCAGUCCUCCUCUACACCUCAGGAACCACUGGUAAGCCCCUCAGUCCUCCUCUACACCUCAGGAACCACUGUUAAGCCCCUCAGUCCUCCUCUACAUCUCAGGAACCACUGGUAAGCACCUCAGUCCUCUUCCACACCUCAGGAACCACUGGUAAGCCCCUCAGUCCUCCUCUACACCUCAGGAACCACUGGUAAACCCCUCAGUCCUCCUCUACACCUCAGGAACCACUGUUAAGCCCCUCAGUCCUCCUCUACAUCUCAGGAACCACUGGUAAGCACCUCAGUCCUCUUCCACACCUCAGGAACCACUGGUAAGCCCCUCAGUCCUCCUCUACACCUCAGGAACCACUGGUAAGCCCCUCAGUCCUCCUCUACACCUCAGGAACCACUGGUAAGCCCCUCAGUCCUCUUCCGCACCGCAGGAACCACUGGUAAGCCCCUCAGUCCUCUUCCGCACCGCAGGAACCACUGGUAAACCCCUCAGUCCUCCUCUACACCUCAGGAACCACUGGUAGACACCUAUCAGCUACCUUAGUAAAGAAGACCGGGGCCUCUUCCAGAAACAAGCUGGGAGCUAGGACUGGAAGGGCCUAGGGCUGGAAGGGGAUAGGGCUGGAAGGGGAUAGGGCUAGAAGGGGAUAGGACUGGAAGGGGCUAGGACUGGAAGGGGCUAGGGCUGGAAGGGGCUAGGGCUGGAAGGGGCUAGGACUGGAAGGGCCUAGGGCUGGAAGGGGAUAGGGCUGGAAGGACCUAGGGCUGGAAGGGGCUAGGACUGGAAGGGGAUAGGACUGGAAGGGGCUAGGACUGGAAGGGGAUAGGGCUGGAAGGGCCUAGGACUGGAAGGGGCUAGGACUGGAAGGGGCUAGGGCUGGAAGGGGCUAGGGCUGGAAGGGGAUAGGGCUGGAAGGGAUAGGGCUGGAAGGGGAUAGGGCUGGAAGGGGAUAGGGCUGGAAGGGGCUAGGGCUGGAAGGGGAUAGGGCUGGAAGGGGCUAGGGCUGGAAGGGGCUAGGACUGGAAGGGGCUAGGGCUGGAAGGGGCUAGGACUGGAAGGGAUAGGGCUGGAAGGGGCUAGGGCUGGUUUCUUUAAGGGGCUCCUAGUCCCCUAAUAGAUCAAUUUGGAUGUAAAUCUGAAAUUACUUUUUUUCUCAUAUUGCUUAUACCUAUUGAAACUUUUCCUGGGGGUAGGAUUUGUUAUGCAUACGUCAUUCAAUGCACUGUGUCUAUUGUCUAUAGAUAACCACUGUCCUGUCUGACUGUAGGUCUACCUAUUGUCUAUAGAUAAUCAACUGUCCUGUCUGACUGUAGGUCUUCCUAUUGUCUAUAGAUAACCACUGUCCUGUCUGACUGUAGGUCUACCUAUUGUCUAUAGAUAACCCACUGUCCUGUCUGACUGUAGGUCUACCUAUUGUCUAUAGAUAACCCACUGUCCUGUCUGACUGUAGGUCUACCUAUUGUCUAUAUAUAACCUACUGUCCUGUCUGACUGUAGGUCUACCUAUUGUCUAUAGAUAACCACUGUCCUGUCUGACUAGAUCUACCUAUUGUCUAUAGAUAACCACUGUCCUGUCUGACUGUAGGUCUACCUAUUGUCUAUAGAUAACCACUGUCCUCCUGUCUGACUGUAGGUCUUCCUAUUGUCUAUAGAUAACCCACUGUCCUGUCUGACUGUAGGUCUACCUAUUGUCUAUAGAUAACCACUGUCCUGUCUGACUGUAGGUCUUCCUAUUGUCUAUAGAUAACCACUGUCCUGUCUGACUGUAGGUCUACCUAUUGUCUAUAGAUAACCCACUGUCCUGUCUGACUGUAGGUCUACCUAUUUUCUAUAGAUAACCCACUGUCCUGUCUGACUGUAGGUCUUCCUAUUGUCUAUAGAUAACCCACUGUCCUGUCUGACUGUAGGUCUACCUAUUGUCUAUAGAUAACCCACUGUCCUGUCUGACUGUAGGUCUACCUAUUGUCUAUAUAUAACCUACUGUCCUGUCUGACUGUAGGUCUACCUAUUGUCUAUAGAUAACCACUGUCCUGUCUGACUGUAGGUCUACCUAUUGUAUAUAGAUAACCCACUGUCCUGUCUGACUGUAGGUCUACCUAUUUUCUAUAGAUAACCCACUGUCCUGUCUGACUGUAGGUCUACCUAUUGUCUAUAGAUAACCCACUGUCCUGUCUGACUGUAGGUCUUCCUAUUGUCUAUAGAUAACCCACUGUCCUGUCUGACUGUAGGUCUACCUAUUGUCUAUAGAUAACCCACUGUCCUGUCUGACUGUAGGUCUUCCUAUUUUCUAUAGAUAACCACUGUCCUGUCUGACUGUAGGUCUACCUAUUGUCUAUAGAUAACCCACUGUCCUGUCUGACUGUAGGUCUACCUAUUGUCUAUAGAUAACCACUGUCCUGUCUGACUGUAGGUCUACCUAUUGUCUAUAGAUAACCACUGUCCUGUCUGACUGUAGGUCUUCCUAUUGUCUAUAGAUAACCCACUGUCCUGUCUGACUGUAGGUCUACCUAUUGUCUAUAGAUAACCCACUGUCCUGUCUGACUGUAGGUCUACCUAUUGUCUAUAGAUAACCACUGUCCUGUCUGACUGUAGGUCUACCUAUUGUCUAUAGAUAACCCACUGUCCUGUCUGACUGUAGGUCUACCUAUUGUCUAUAGAUAACCCACUGUCCUGUCUGACUGUAGGUCUUCCUAUUGUCUAUAGAUAACCCACUGUCCUGUCUGACUGUAGGUCUACCUAUUGUCUAUAGAUAACCACUGUCCUGUCUGACUGUAGGUCUACCUAUUGUCUAUAGAUAACCACUGUCCUGUCUGACUGUAGGUCUACCUAUUGUCUAUAGAUAACCCACUGUCCUGUCUGACUGUAGGUCUACCUAUUGUCUAUAGAUAACCCACUGUCCUGUCUGACUGUAGGUCUACCUAUUGUCUAUAGAUAACCACUGUCCUGUCUGACUGUAGGUCUACCUAUUGUCUAUAGAUAACCCACUGUCCUGUCUGACUGUAGGUCUUCCUAUUGUCUAUAGAUAACCCACUGUCCUGUCUGACUGUAGGUCUACCUAAAGCGGCUCUGGUGACCCAGGAGAGGUUGUGGACUGCGUCCUUUAUCCAAGCCAUCUCAGGAGUGACAUCCGAGGAUGUAUUCUAUAUCAACCUGCCCCUCUAUCACAGCGCCGGCUUCCUCAUCGGACUUACCGGGGCCAUCGAGAGGGGUAAUGUUAUGACUCUUAUUUUGAAAUGCUAGGGAUGAGUGUUGGAAGUUGGUGCAAGCUGUGCUAUACACACUGUGGUGCAAGACAUCAGAUUAUGUUUAUUCAACAUGUCAAUGUGUUUGUAUCUGUCCCUCCUCAAAUAAACAAUACAGAAAUGAGUCAUACGUAGUACAUAUCAGAGCAGGUUGAGUAUACUGCAUGCUGAAUGAAACCAUUAGAGACAUUAGUAGUUUUCACACUCAUACAUUCAACAUAGGUGGACGAUGUGUAUUGUGUUGCAAUAUUGUGUAGCUAUAUUGUAUUAUGUUGCUAUAUUGUUUUGUGUUGCAAUAUUGUAUUGUGAUAUUGUUGCAUAUGUAUAUGUGUAUUGUGUUGCAAUAUUGUAUUAUGUUGCUAUAUUGUUUUGUGUUGCAAUAUUGUGUAUUGUGUUGCAUAUUAUUGUGCAUAUGUAUUGUUGCUAUUGUAUUGUUGCAUUAUUGUUUGUGUUGCAAUAUUGUGUAUUGUGUUGCAAUAGUGUGUAUUGUGUUGCAAUAUUGUGUAUUGUGUUGCUAUAUUGUUUUGUGUUGCAAUAUUGUCUAUUGUGUUGCUAUAUUGUGUAUUGUGUUGCAAUAUUAUGUAUUGUGUAUUGUGUUGCAAUAUUAUGUAUUGUGUUGCAAUAUUGUGUAUUGUGUUGCUAUAUUGUUUUGUGUUGCAAUAUUGUGUAUUGUGUUGCUAUAUUGUAUUGUGUUGCAAUAUUGUGUAUUGUGUUGCAUAUUGUGUAUUGUGUAUUGUGUUGCAAUAUUAUGUAUUGUGUUGCAAUAUUGUGUAUGUGUUGCAUAUAGUUGUGUAUUGUGUUGCAAUAUUGUUAUUGUGUUGCAUAUUGUGUAUUGUGUUGCAAUAUUGUGUAUUGUGUUGCAAUAUGUGUAUUGUGUUGCAUAUAUAUGUGUAUUGUGUUUUUGGCAAUAUUGUCAUGUGUGUAUUGUGUUGCAAUAUUAUGUAUUGUGUUGCUAUAUUGUUUUUGUGUUGCAAUAUUGUGUAUUGUGUUGCUAUAUUGUUUUGUGUUGCAAUAUUGUGUAUUGUGUUGCAAUAUUGUAUUGUGUUGCUAUUAUGUGUUUUGUGCAAUAUUGUGUAUUGUGUUGCUAUAUUGUUUUGUGUUGCAAUAUUGUCUAUUGUGUUGCUAUAUUGUUUAUUGUGUUGCAUAUUGUGUAUUGUGUUGCAAUAUUGUGUAUGUGUUGCUAUUUGUGUUGCAAUAUUGUGUAUUGUGUGCAUAUGUGUAUGUGAUUGCGUGAUAUUGUUUUGUGUUGCAAUAUUGUCUAUUGUGUUGCUAUAUGUGUAUUGCGUUGCAAUAUUGUGUUGCAAUAUUAUGUAUUGUGUAUUGUGUUGCAAUAUUAUGUAUUGUGUUGCAAUAUUGUGUAUUGUGUUGCUAUAUUGUUUUGUGUUGCAAUAUUGUGUAUUGUGUUGCAAUAGUGUGUAUUGUGUUGCAAUAUUAUGUAUUGUGUUGCUAUAUGUUUUGUUUGCAUAUUGUUUUGUGUUGCAAUAUGUGUAUUGUGUUGCUAUAUUGUGUUGCAAUAGUGUGUAUUGUGUUGCUGUAUUGUUUUGUGUUGCAAUAUUGUCUAUUGUGUUGCUAUAUUGUGUAUUGCGUUGCAAUAUUGUGUUGCAAUAUUAUGUAUUGUGUAUUGUGUUGCAAUUAUUAUGUAUUGGUUAUGUGUAUUGUAUUGGUUGCUAUUGUUGUUGCAAUGUGUGUAUUGUGUUGCAAUUAUUGUAUGUUGCAAUUAUGUAUGUGUAUUGUAGUGUUGUAUAUGUUUGUGUUGCAAUAUUGUUAUGUGUUGCUAUAUUGUUGUAUUUGUGUUGCAUAUUGUUUUGGUUGCAUAUAUGUAUUGUGUAUUGGUUUGCAAUAUUAUGUAUUGUGUUGCAUAUUGUUGUAUUGUGUUGUAUAUUAGUUUGUCGUUUGUAUAUAGAUUGGUAUUGUGUUGCAUAGUGUAGUAUUGUGUUGCAUAUUUAUAUUAUGUAUUGGUAUUGGAUUGUAUAUUGUGUAUUAGUGUUGUACUAUAUGUAUUAUGUAUGCUUGUAUUGCAUAUUGUGUAUUGUUAUGUAUAUUGUUUUAGUUUGAUAUUGUGUAUUUGUAUUGCGUAUUGUAUAUUAUGUAUUGCGUAUUGUAUAUUAUGUAUUGCAUAUUGCGUAUUGUAUAUUAUGAAUUAUGUUUUGCGUAUUGUAUAUGUAUUAUGUAUGAUGUAUUAUGUAUUAUGUAUUGUAUAUUAUGUAUUAUGUAUUGCGUAUUGUACACUAUGUAUUGUGUAUUAUGUAUUGUAUAUUAUGUAUUAUGUAUUGCGUAUUGUAUAUUAUGUAUUGCGUAUUGUAUAUUAUGUAUUGCGUAUUGUAUAUUAUGUAUUAUGUAUUGCGUAUUGUAUAUUAUGUAUUAUGUAUUGCGUAUUGUAUAUUAUGUAUUAUGUAUUGCGUAUUGUCAAUUAUGUAUUGCGGUGCACGGUGAAAAGAUUACUUUGCUCUACUUUUAGAUAAUGUCUGAACAAGAUGGUGUUAGUCAGAAAUGUACCUAAGGAUAUAUUAUUAAAUAGCCAAUCUGUGGCAUCAUCUGUCUCCUAUACCAGGCAUAACAGUUGUCCUGAGGAGAAAGUUUUCAGCGUCUCAGUUCUGGGAGGACUGUAGGAAACAUAACGUAACGGUGAUGCAGUACAUCGGAGAGACCAUGAGGUACCUCUGCAACACUCCCACGGUAAAGGACACCUCGUCUAGGACACCGGUUCUGUGUAGCUCAGUUGGUACAGCAUGGCGUAUGCAACGCCAUGGUUGUGGGUUCGAUUCCCACGGGUGACCAGUACGGAAAUGUAUGCACUCACUAACUGUAAGUUGCUCUGGAUAAGUGCGUCUGCUAAAUGACAAAUGUAAAAUGUAAACGUCUAGUCAAGACACACUGACAGUAAUGGAAAUUGAUAAAUGUAUGUCACAUAAAGAAUGUUACAAAGGAGUCAGUCCAUAAUAAUAUAUCAUAAAUGCCACUUGGCAGAUGCUUUUAUCCAAAGCGAUUUACAGUACAGUGAGUCAGUACAUACGUUUUUAGUAUGUGUAGUGACUCCAGCAUAAUGCUGUAUCACUACAGUUUUUAUUUUAAAGUUACAGCCACCUUAUUGCCGUAGGGCUGAUGGUAAAAACUCAGACGACCUAGCAAAGUUAAAUUUAACGGCUUUUAAUUGGAGAAAAAAAUAUAUAUUCGAAACGGUUCACCACCCCUGUAACUGAUAUUUUCUGAACACCCGCUGUCUGUUGAGGUAGAAGAUAAAAUCACAAAUCAAUCUUCGUCGCGUUCUAUUUCCAGAAAGACAACGAGAAGGACCACAAAGUGCGGAUCGCCAUCGGCAACGGGGUCCGUUCAGACAUCUGGACAGAGUUUCUGAAUCGUUUUGGAGACAUAGCUGUCAGGGAACUGUACGCUGCCACUGAAGGCAACAUUGGCUUCAUCAACUACACCAGUAAGAUAGGAGUGGUAGGACGAAUCAACUUUCUCCACAGGGUAGGUAGUGAUCUGACCGUUGCCCCCUGCACAUUGACUCCGUACCGGUACCCCCUGUAUACAGCCUCCCUACUGUUAUUUUAUUUUACUGCUGCUCUUUAAAUAUUUGUUAUUUUUUAUUCUUAUCUAUUAUUUUACUUAACACUAUUAUUUUUUCUUCUUCUUAAAACGUAUUAUAAAACGUAUUAUUUAGUGUUACUUUUUUUUUACUUUAGAUUAUUUAGCAAAUAUUUCCUCACUCUGCAUUGUUGGUUAAGGGCUUGUAAGUAAGCAUUUCACCUGUUGUAUUCGGCGCAUGUGGCAAAUAACAUUUGAUUUGAUCUGACCUCUUAACACAAUUAAACCAGGAUAACUACACAUGGAUCACAUAAAUUAAAAUCAGUACCCUGAUGUGUAAAUGAUGUGCCUCCCAAACAGAAAAUAUAUAUGUUUUUGUAAUUGUGUUUCACUUUCAGAGACUGUUCCCCUAUACUUUGAUCAAAUUUGACAUUGAGAAGGAGGAACCUGUUAGGAACUCCAAGGGUCUGUGUAUCCAAGCAACCAAAGGUACCUUUUUAUUUCUGUUGACCUUUUACCCCACUGACUAGAAAAUGUGUCUAGCGUUGGACACUCAGUUUGUUUAUAAAUACGAUGUCUAUCAAAGUUCCAUUAGUUCAGGUAAACUCUGACAUGGAUUGGGUCCAAGUCAUUGCUUCAUAUUGUUGACAGAACAACGUUGGGAAAGGGGUGAAUUUGGGAACAGCGUCAUGUUGCAACUGCUUUCUCUAUAGGGCCAUAGUUUCUUCACUGCAUUUGAUUUGUGUUGACCUUUCCCCUAUUUACCUACCAACUGUGAACAUUCUAGCUUUGGACACUGUGUGUUUUAUGAUACAAGCGUUUCGCUACACCCGCUAUAACAUCUGCCAAACAAGCGUAUGUGACAAAUAAAAUUUGAUUUUGAUAUGAUGUGUAUCAAAGUUCCUUUUGGUUUGGGGAGACUCUGACAUGGAUUGGGUCCAAGUCAUUGCUUCAUAUUGAUGGACAGAACAACGUUGGGGUAAAGUAUGACCCAAUGUCAUCUUUGCAAAUAAGAACCUGGAGCCAUGUGUGUCAAGCGUCUCAAUAGGACUGCUUUAGGAUCAGUUUUUAGAUCACAAUGCAUACGUUUGUAUUUACGGGGGGGGGGUGCUAAUCCCAGAUCAGUUAUCCUACUCUUAGUCACUUGACACACAGUUCUUUAAAAAAUAUAUUGGGAGCAGCAUCAUCAUUAUCCUGAUCUUCCUUUUUCUUUUUUUUUAGGUGAGACUGGACUUUUGGUUGGAAAGAUAACCAAGAUAUCUCCCUUUGUUGGUUAUGCUGGUAACGAACAACAGACAGAGAAGAAGAGACUGAGAGACGUUUUACAGAAAGGUGACCUGUACUUCAACACUGGAGACCUGCUGAGGAUCGAUGAACAAAACUUUGUACAGUUUCAGGACCGUGUUGGUGACACUUUCAGGUAGGCAAUACGGAUGCCAAAAUUCCCAGGUUUUCCAGAAAUCCCAGUUGGAAAAUCAGGAGGAAAUAACCAGGAAAUCCGGAAUCCUACAACCAGGAAUUCUGGAAAAAUCUGGGAAUUUUGGUAAAGUUAUCAGAAUUUUGCAACCCUACACAGUAUGUCACUCAGGGUUCGAAUUACACAUCUCUUGGGGCUGCCAAACAUCUCUUGGGGUUGACCAACAUGGAAAUAUUUUUGUUAUUUCAGGUGGAAAGGCGAGAAUGUUGCGACAACCGAAGUGGCUGAUAUCCUCACAAUGGUGGACUGCAUCAAGGAGGCUAAUGUAUAUGGUGUGAAAGUUGAAGGUAAAUAAUUAUCUAUAUGGUCAGAUUUAGGAUGUUAACAGCUACUACUAAGUUAUAGGUUAUUACUUACAACGUUAUUAUAGGUUACUAUAAGAAGUGUGUUUCCUGUCAAACAAAUAUAGGGCUUACAGUUGAUGUAAAUUAUAAACGUUUUAGUUUAUAGGGUUGGUAUGCAUUGAAAUACAGUAGAUUUGGCUCUAGAUAUGUUAGCCAUUCAGUAGUAGGAGACUAUAUAAAAUGAAAGACAAUAGACUACUCAUCCAUACACAUACAAUAGACUUCUCAUCACCCUCUUUCACCAGUCUGAGGAUGCGUCCCAAAUAGCACACUAUUCCCUAAAUAGCACACUACUUUUGGCAAGGGCCCAUAGGGCUCUGUGUGCCCUAUAUAGGGUGCCAUUUUGGAAUGUAGUCUGAAAAACGUGUCUCUCCAGGUCACGAGGGGAGGAUUGGAAUGGCUGCCGUGAAGUUAGAAGAAGGGGAAGAGUUUGACGGCGCCAACACCUUCAGCCAAGUAGCCAACUACCUCCCUGCUUACGCAAGACCGCGCUUCAUUAGAAUACAGGUGAGCUUACCAUUUGUCACAUUUUUAAUCAUGUUUAAAGUGAGCUUUGUAUCCGUUUGUUAUCAUGAUUUAAUCAGUAUAACUAUCAAGCUAUUCUACUAUUGGAGUGUUCUUGUAACACCUCUGUCAUUCAAGUUGAAAAAUCUGUUGUCUUGAAGUAUAUUCAGCUCUUAAAAUAUACUUGUAUACUGUAUUAUACAAUUCCUUCAGAAAGUAUUCAUACCCCUUGACUUAUUCCACAUUUUGUUACGUUACAGCCUUAUUCUAAAAUUGAUUAAAUAAAUACCCCAUAAUGACAAAGCGUAAACAGGUUUUUAGACAUUUUUUGGCAGCGAUUACAGCCUGGAGUCUUCUUGGGUAUGACGCUACAAGCUUGGCACACCUGUAUUUGGGGAGUUUCUCCCAUUCUUCUCUGCAGAUCCUCUCAAGCUCUGUCAGGUUGGAUGGGGAGCGUUGCUGCACAGCUAUUUUCAGGUCUCUCCAGAGAUGUUCGAUCGGGUUCAAGUCCAGGCUCUGGCUGGGCCACUCAAGGACAUUCAGAGACUUGUCCCGAAGCCACUCCUGCGUUGUCUUGGCUGUGUGCUUAGGGUCGUCGUCCUGUUGGAAGGUGAACCUUCACCCCAGUCUGAGGUCCUGAGUGCUCUGGAGCAGGUUUUCAUCAAGGAUCUCUCUGUACUUUGCUCCAUUCACCUUUGCCUCGAUCCUGACUAGUCUCCCAGUCCCUGCAGCUGAAAAACAUCCCCACAGCAUGAUGCUGCCACCACCAUGCUUCACCGUAGGGAUGGUGCCAGGUUUCCUCCAGAUGUGACGCUUGGCAUUCAGGCCAAAGAGUUCAAUCUUGGUUUCAUCAGACCAGAGAGUCUUGUUUCUCAUGGUCUGAGAGUCCUUUAGGUGCCUUUUGGCAAACUCCAAGCGGGCUGUCAUGUGCCUUUUACUGAGGAAUGGCUUCCGUCUGGCCACUCUACCAUAAAGGCCUGAUUGGUGGAGCGCUGCAGAGAUGGUUGUCCUUCUGGAAGGUUCUCCCAUCUCCACAGAGGAACUCUGGAGCUUUCUCAGAGUGACCACCGGGUCACUCUGACAAUCGGGGGAGAAGGGCCUUGGUCAGGGAGGUGACCAAGAACCCAAUGGUCACCCUGGCAGAGCUCCAGAGUUCCUCUGUGGAGAUGGGAGAACCUUCAAUAAACUCAAUAUUAGGAAAUGUUCUUAAUGUUUUGUACACUCAAUAUGUGUGUGUAUGUACAGUUGAAGUCGGAAGUUUACAUACACUUAGGUUGGAGUCAUUAAAACUCGAUUUUCAACCACUCCACACAUUUCUUGUUAACAAACCUAUAGUUUUGGCAAGUUGGUUAGGACAUCUACUUUGUGCAUUUUUCUAACAAUUGUUAACAGACAGAUUAUUUCACUUAUAAUUCAGUUCAUAGAGCAUGGCAUUUGCAACGCCAGGGUUGUGGGUUCGUUUCCCACGGGGGGUAUGAAAAAAAUAAAUAAGUAAUGUAUGCACUAACUGUAAGUCGCUCUGGAUAAGAGCGUCUGCUAAAUGACUAAAAUGUAAAUGUAAAUGUAUCACAAUUCCAGUGGGUCAGAGGUUUACAUACACUAAGUUGACUGUGCCUUUAAACUGCUUGGAAAAUUCCAGAAAAUGAUGUCAUGGCUUUAGAAGCUUCUGAUAGGCUAAUUGACAUCAUUUGAGUCAAUUGGAGGUGUACCUGUGGAUGUAUUUUAAGGCCUACCUUCAAACUGUGCCUCUUUGCUUGACAUCAUGGGAAAAUCAAAACAAAUCAGUCAAGACCUCAGAAAAAAAAUUGUAGACCUCAACAAGUCUGGUUCAUCCUUGGGAGCAAUUUCCAAAUGCCUGAAGGUACCACGUUCAUCUGUAUAAACAAUAGUACCCAAGUAUAAACACCAUGGGACCACGCAGCCGUCAUACCGCUCAGGAAGGAGACGCGUUCUGUCUCCUAGAGAUGAACGUACUUUGGUGCGAAAAGUGCAAAUCAAUCCCAGAACAACAGCAAAGGACCAAUUUGAAGAUGCUGGAGGAAACAGGUACAAAAGUAUCUAUAUCCACAGUAAAAUGAGUCCUAUAUCGACAUAACCUGAAAGGCCACUCAGCAAGGAAGAAGCCACUGCUCCAAAACUGCCAUAAAAAAAGCCAGACUAAAGUUUUCAACUGCACAUAUGGGGACAAAGAUCGUACUUUUUGGAGAAAUGUCCUCUGGUCUGAUGAAACAAAAAUAGAACUGUUUGGCCAUAAUGACCAUCGUUAUGUUUGGAGGAAAAAGGGGGUUGCUUGCAAGCCGAAGAACAUCAUCCCAAACGUGAAGAACGGGGGUGGCAGCAUCAUGCUGUGGGGGUGCUUUGCUGCAAGAGGGACUGGUGCACUUCACAAAAUAGAUGGCAUCAUGAGGAAGGAAAAUUAUGUGGAUAUAUUGAAGCAACAUCUCAAGACAUCAGUCAGGAAGUUAAAACUUGGUCGCAAAUGGGUCUUCCAAAUGGACAAUGACCCCAAGCAUACUUCCAAAGUUGUGGCAAAAUGGCUUAAGGACAACAAAGUCAAGGUAUUGGAGUGGCCAUCACAAAGCCCUGACCUCAAUCCUAUAGAAAAUGUGUGGGCAGAACUGAAAAAGCGUGUGCGAGCAAGGAGGCCUACAAACCUGACUCAGUUACAUCAGCUCUGUCAGGAGCAAUGGGCCAAAAUUCACCCAACUUAUUGUGGGAAGCUUGUGGAAGGUUACCCGAAACGUUUGACCCAAGUUAAACAACUUAAAGGCAAUGCUACCAAAUACUAAUUGAGUGUAUGUAAACUUCUGACCCACUGGAAAUGUGAUGAAAGAAAUAAAAGCUGAAAUAAAUCAUUCUCUCUACUAUUAUUCUGACAUUUCACAUUCUUAAAAUAAAGUGGUGAUCCUAACUGACCUAAGACAGGGAAUAUUUACUAGGAUUAAAUGUCAGGAAUUGUGAACAACUGAGUUUGAAUGUAUUUGGCUAAGGUGUAUGUAAACUUCCGACUUCAACUGUAUAUUCUUAAAAUACUCUUCAAUAUAUUCUUAUGUAUAACACUUUAGAGCUCUUUCGAGAUGACGGGAACAUUUAAGAUGAAGAAAGUGACGUUGGUGGAAGAGGGCUUCAACCCAGCUGCGGUCCAAGAUCCUCUGUACUUCCUAGAUCCAGCUAAGAAAACAUACGUACCACUCACCGAAGAGAUAUACUCCUCCAUAAACACCAGAGAAAUUAAGUUAUAA
Messenger RNA from Coregonus sp. 'balchen', 17365 nucleotides. Lineage: Eukaryota; Metazoa; Chordata; Actinopteri; Salmoniformes; Salmonidae. The record is from the annotation of a GenBank genome assembly.